CUAUUUUGGACUUUCCCUUUGACAAAAUCCUAGCCAAAGCCUACUACUUUCAGAUUUUAAGGCGGGCUAUUUGAAGCAUGUUUAACCUCAGGAAGUUAAAUUUUAAACAUAAUUGUAAUUCUAAAGCAUCGUGAAAAUGGAAUUAACUCAAGAAAAGGAGCUUUUAAUUUUCCUCUUAAGGAUGCAGUAUUUUCGAACAGCAAACAGUUCGGUGGAUGAGAAGGUAGUUGCAGCAGAUAUACCGAAAAUUCAAGAAUUGAAAAAGUACCAGGAUUUAUUGGGGACAAGCUAUUCGUUUACACAACUACCUCUAGAAAGUCCCCCAAUUCUUGCUAGUGAAUUUACAGCCUCCUUGGAAAAAGCUUCAGGAAACGGAAAGAACGCACCUCGAAACUUAAAGAAUGGUUCUCAAAGCAAUUCGAACUUUGAAGACUCGGAUUAUGCCGUUACGGAUUUUUCAGAGUUUUCUGAUAUGGUUGACGAUGAAAAUUCUUGCAUGUUUUCCUUCACCAAAGUUCCAAUGCGAACAAACGCACGUUCUGGGAACGAGGUUUAUCUCAAUCAUGCUCAGAAAGGUACGAGAAAAGAUUUGGAAAGUCGCCUUCCUAAUGGGAAGGCUUUUAAAUCAAAUAUGAAUAAUCAUUCGAGGUCAAUUUCCCGCUUCAGCAGCUUAUCUUCUGAAUAUGAACGUGUUUUGAAUUCGUCUUCAGACGACUCUCUACAAAUUAGUGACGGAGAAAUAGGUAUAUAUCCUUAUCAAAAUUCACCGAAAAAUGAUGAAGAAGUAGGUGAAUUUAGAUCUUUUGAAAAGUCGCAGGAGCAGGUGGAAGAUGGUAUUUCAAAAAGGGUACCAACUGUGGUGAAACAGCCAGAGUCUGCCUUGCGGAAGCUGUUUGAGAAUGAAAAUUCUACAAGUCAACAAAAUCCUUUGGCAGAUAGUUUCGCUGGGUUUUCAGGACAUGCUGAACCAAACCCUUUAAAACUAAAAAUAUACUGCCCCUUUAGCGAAAAUGCUUCUCAGCCAAUGUAUGUUGAAUUGCGAAAUACUAUAUUAGUUUCCGAAGCAAUAGGUUAUAUUCUUUUCCGGUAUAUAAGUCAAAACAUGAUGCCGGUUAUUGAAGACGAAGCACAGAAUCCAAAUUAUUGGAAUUUGCGUAUUGUGGAAGACGAUGGAGAGUUGGAUGAUGAUUUUCCCGCUCUUGAUCGAACUGGUCCCUUAGCAAAAUUUACCUUCGAUGCGUUUGCUUUGGUAAAAGCUACAAAUGCACAAAUAAAAGAAAAUCAAGCUGCUUUUCCCUUCGUUACAAAGAAAAAGAAGAUAACUUCUGUGUCCGAUGACGAUCAUUUUCAUACGCACCAUACAAGUUCUACUUCUAAUAAUUCAAACAAAGUUGGUGAAAGUGAUAAAGAUAUAUUUAACUCAAUGCAUAUUGUCAAGAUCCGAUUGUAUCCUUAUGGAGAAAGUUCUCGCUUUUGUAACGUUGAAGUAUCAAAAAAUACACGCUUUGCUAUGGUUUUAAACCAAGUUUGCUGGAUGAAGCAGUUGGAACGUCUCAAAUAUACUUUACGAAUUGCGGACUCAGAUGUUACUCUCCCUUUAGAUAAAACCUUUCAAUCUAUCGAUGGCUUUCCAACUCUCGAGUUAGUGAAAAAGAAAAUGAGAGAUAAGAAAGGACCCAGCCUUCCAGUGAGUACUCCUUCUCCGGAAGAUUCUACCUAUAAUUCUACAAAAAAGGAUUAUUUCCCGCCGGCAUAUAAUGCCGCAGACAUUAUGUCUAGUAACACUUAUCAAGAGUUUAUAGUUUGGAAACGUCAACCUGUCUCGUUUAUGGGAAGACAUGAACGAUUACUCGCUAUUGACGGCGAAUAUAUACACAUAAUGCCUUCGGAAUCUAGGAAUAUUUUUGAAACGCCGAAGACUACUAGCAUUCAUGUCGGAUCAAUAGUUAUUUGCAAACAAUCCAAAAAGUCACCUUGUAACUUCAAACUAAUAAUUUCGAGAAACAGAGAGACGAAAAGAUAUGAUUUUGAGGUUUUAUCAUCACUGGAAGCUGCAGUUAUUGUUAGUAGAAUCCGGACACUGAUGAGUGCUGUAGCCAAAAACUAUUAAAUGCCAGUGUUUUUAAAUGAAUAACAUGAAUAUUUUUUGGGGAAUAAGGAGGAACAAUUAAACAUCUUCAAAAUCUGCAUCGUCUUCAUCAUCUUCAACAUUUUCGUUGAUAUCAUUAAUAAUGACAUUUUGUACUUUAUUAUCAUCAUCGCUUAUGUUGAGCUUUUCAGAGUUUUCUGUGUGUAGGGAAUUAGCAUUAGCAAUGGUAUCUUCCGUUUUUGUUUUUUUAGCAUUAUCAGAGUCGUUAUAAUUUGGAUCUUCCUGUUUUCUUUUUAUGUGACUAACUGGAGUAGUAGAUGGCAGACUAGGAACAUCCUCGAAAUCUUCUUCGUCCUCAUCUUCAUCAUCCACGAUAUUAAUGCUAGGUUCCUGUUGUAUGUCUGAGCUCUGUUUCUUAGCACGUAAACUCGCAUAGUAAGCAUCCAGCGCAGACUUUUCAGUACUAAAAUCUUUCUUCUUAUCUUCUUCCUCGUCCACUGUAUCCGAAGAAAUAUUAUUGUUAGCGUUCUUCGCUCCUACUCGGGUAAUUCCGCCAGAAAUGGUAGACAUUGCAUGCCAUUCAGGAACAGUGUUUUGUAAAGCCGCAGCUUGUUUGUCUAAGUUUUUAACGCGAGCAUCCUCGGCAGACUCUGCAUCUGCAGAAAAGUCGACAGUAAUUGAGGGUGAAGAAGUGGCAUGACGAAUAUCAGUGCUUGAUUUCGGCAAGGUUUGUGAAGUAAUAUUUUGAUUCUCCAUUGAUAUGGGAACAGCUCUUUCUAAAGCAGACUGGAAAUUGUUCUGAGGCACGACAAUCUCAUCAACCUGCUUUAGAGCCUCAAUAAUCCUGCUGACCUGACCCAUUAAACGGCCUAAUCGUUUUUGACUAGACAUCAUUUCCGCACUUUCUUCAUCAUCUUUUAAUUCUGUCGCACAAUCGCUACAUAAGAAGGUACCCUCGGGAGUCACUAACGACAGCACGUCUAAACUCGAAUACUUCUUCUGGCAAAACGGACAGACAUAACCUUUUGAAUCAAAAUCCUAAAUUUAGUUAGUACUUUUUCAAAACAUAGAAUAUUGUGAGACUGUAUGAAGAGGACAGACUUCAUUUCCCUUAUAUGACAGAUCCUCGUCCUUGUUAACACAAAGUACAGGAUAGGAUAAUUUAAAACGGAAUAAUGAAGGAAGUAAAUACCAAAUAUAUGACUUACACUACGCAUCCUGUCUUCGACUGUCUUAACCAACUGGUGCAUUCGCCAUUUUAUGCUAUCAAUCGUGAAGCAAUAAUCGAUAUAAAAGUACGUAGUCUGGAUUUGUCUUUGCUGUCCCUCUUUGACCUCUGCCCUACUCUGACUAUUCUCAGUUAGAAGACCUAAACAAGUUUCCUUACAUUGCUAAUAAACGAUCUUCUCUCAAUUUUCCUGCAAGAAAGCGACAUUCCUUGAUAGGAAUUCCCAUUAAAAUAGCACUUUGCUCAUCAGUCAGGCUGUCACAGUUAGUAAGAAUUGUCUGAAAACCGUAAGAUGAAACAUACGCUGAGUGUCUCAAAAUUGCAUCCAUAAAAAUGAUAUGCCGGGUCUCAUAGAAAGCUCGCAUGAUCAUUUUUAUUAGUCUUUGCACGACUUCCGGUGCAUUCGACAUUAUUGAUGUAUAAAAGUGAAAGAAUUGGGUAUGAUAUGCAACUUUGCACAAAUCGAAAUUUUCCUGUGGCAGUAUGGCUUUACUAAACUAUAUGGCCAGUGAGUGCAUAUGGAAUAUAUGUUUACAGAAUAUAAGGCUGAAUUAUAAUAUUUAAUAAAGUAUUAAUUAUAAAAAUUUAC
Schizosaccharomyces cryophilus OY26 is the source of this 3906-nucleotide messenger RNA. RefSeq names its product stress activated MAP kinase interacting protein Sin1. Gene Ontology annotation, cellular component: TORC2 complex; plasma membrane; cytoplasm. The coding region runs from base 137 to 2110 and encodes 657 amino acids. Gene Ontology annotation, molecular function: phosphatidylinositol-4,5-bisphosphate binding. The record is from RefSeq and is a predicted model, not a curated record. The transcript has 3 exons. Lineage: Eukaryota; Fungi; Ascomycota; Schizosaccharomycetes; Schizosaccharomycetales; Schizosaccharomycetaceae. Gene Ontology annotation, biological process: TORC2 signaling.